CAAAACAUUGGCACAUAAUUUGUAACAAUGAGUGAUCGAGCAACAUUAGCCAAAGCUAGAAGAGAGCUUGAAGAGUUGUAUCUUGGCGUCCCUGAUGAUUCUGUAAACUUGACGUUUCAAGAUUUCGCGCAAGUUUCACAGAAUCAUAUACCCCCUCCCCCAGGGAAAAAAAAGAAACCGGCCCCACCAGCUGGGCCGGUCAAGAAAAUGGAUUCCAUAUCAGAAUCCACUCCUAAACGCGACCCCUUGUCAUCACCUUACCUAGCCAAGAUUCCAAGCCUCGAUUUCAGUAGAGGCUUGGAAGCAACACACCACCACCAACACCAAAAGCACCAUGUCGUGGCUGAUCCGCCGGUGGUCGGUUUGCCGCCGGGGAGAAAUCACCACCAAGUGGAGGAGGUAGGGAAGCAUGGAUAUAAUAACCAUGGUGGUCAUGGUUAUUAUGGUAAUGGAUCACAUGGUCAUGGGCAUAAUGCUAUGAAGAGUCCUAUGCAUGGGCAUAAUGCCAUGAAGAGUCCUAUGCAUGGGCAUCAUGGGAUGAAGAGUAGUCAUGGGCAUGGGCAUCAUGGACAUGUGGGGGAAAAUAGCAUAGCGUAUGAUGACAUGAGUGUGAUGAGUGGCAUGAGCAUCACAUCCAUGUACCAAGAGAAGGCAGGACGACGUCGUCCUGGGAUCCCUCACUCCAAUAUUUGCGCCGUGUGUAGUGUUUAUAUCUAUGUGUUUCGCAACCGUUGCCUUGUUUGCGGAAGAGUGUAUUGUAGACAAUGUUUGAACGUCGGCAUGGGAGAGAUGUCCGAAGGAAGAAAGUGUAUUGAUUGUCUCGGAAGAAAAUUUAGCCAACGGUACAUACAUCGGGCAGGAGAUGUAGGAUGCUGGUCAACGUGUUUUAGUGGGUAUCCAAAUGGAGUCAAAGUACAAGAGCUUAAAUGGGCCGAAAAAGGGCCCAGAAGAUCUGGAGAAAACAUGUAUAGCCGAAGUGUUAUGAUGUCUAAAUCAAGAAGCCCAUUAGGGGCCCCAAGAACCCCAAAUCGGUCCCAUAUUGUUGCUAGUGGCCCACCUUCUUUUGUCACUACCCCUGAGUAUUCACCUUAUGCUACCCCCACUCGUCAUCACCUUCCUUUUUAAAAUAUCUAUAUAUCAUAUAUUUGUGCUAUUUUUUGUUUUUAUUUUUAGAUAAGAAGCUAAGAAGCAAGCAAAGUUUAGUUUUGCUAAAUAUGUUAAAAAUUAUAUUUGAUUUAUUUCUUUAUUUGUUUUAUGCAUUACUUAUCAAGAUAUUGUUACAUAUGUUUUGAUUUA
Helianthus annuus (common sunflower) is the source of this 1296-nucleotide messenger RNA. RefSeq lists its product as uncharacterized. The record is from RefSeq and is a predicted model, not a curated record. The coding region runs from base 28 to 1125 and encodes 365 amino acids. The transcript has 3 exons. NCBI's taxonomy places the organism in Eukaryota, Viridiplantae, Streptophyta, Magnoliopsida, Asterales, Asteraceae.